Molecule: messenger RNA, 2055 nt
Organism: Adineta ricciae
Lineage: Eukaryota; Metazoa; Rotifera; Eurotatoria; Adinetida; Adinetidae
Source: the annotation of a GenBank genome assembly
AUGGCUCGACCCGAACCAUCAAACAUUAAUCAUUGUGUCGCUCCAUCGAUAACUUCACGUGCAAGUAAUUUUCCAAAAGAUAAUAAUCAGCGUAGUGAUGAAAUCAAAACUGAAUUUACUUCACGUGAGGGUACUUAUAAAAUCUCUUCAUUCAUCGAUAAUCUUGGCAAGAUCGGCGCCAACACAUGUCUAAGUGAACCAGUUAAAAUCACAUUACUACCGCGUAUACAAACAAACUUCGAUACGACAAACAGUCAAACCAGUUCGAGACGGUCAUCAUCGACGAAUAAUAACACUACGGGCAAUUCUAUUGAUCAUUCUAAUGAACAGAAACAAAUAUCUGCAACGAAUGGAUACGAUUCCAAUGGAAAUGUGAUUCUAACAGAUAUUUUAGCAUUUAAUAUUGGAAGAGAAUUGAUCGUUUAUGAAUUUGCUGAAGCUACACAGUUUAAUUUUGGCGAACCUAUCGAUCAUCGUGUUUACAAACAAAACCAUCAUCCGACGUGCCAUGAUAUUACUCAGCAUCCUGAUAACAAAAGUCUCCAUGUCCUUGUCGGAUUUUCUAAAGGACAAAUACAAUAUAUAAAUAUGCAAAGUAAAGAACAGAAAGUAUUCAAUGAAGGCAGUUAUCUGGAUAAAACCAAAGUGACAUGUAUCAAAUGGUUAACAAAUCCGAAAACUUAUUUUAUUGCAUCCUAUUCCAGCGGAUAUCUGUAUGUGUUUGAUGAACAAUUGAACUAUCAACGUGAUACAAAUAUUCAACCGACUUAUACAACAAUAAAAGACGAUGAAAAGAAUUUCUCUAUAUCGUACAUCAAAAAUAAAUCUAAACAAGCACGAAAUCCAGUUGCACGAUGGUCGAUAGGUAGUGGAAGUAUCAACGAAUUCGCCUUUUCACCUGAUAAUACUCUUCUUGCUAUUGUUUCACAAGACGGAUUUCUUCGAAUAUUUAACUAUGAAAAAAUGGAAUUAGUAGCUUAUAUGAAAAGUUACUUCGGUGGUCUUCUUUGCGUCUGUUGGUCGCCUGAUGGUAAAUACAUUGCUACUGGUGGUGAAGAUGAUUUCAUAACAUUAUUUACUCUGAUCCCUGACGAACAUGUAUCUCGUGUUAUAUGCCGUGGUCAUGGUCAUACAUCAUGGAUAAGUGCUAUAUCGUUUGAUCCGUAUAUGAAUGCAAAAACUUAUUAUUCGUCAUUUGUACAAACCUCAUUUGAUUACAACGAUGAUCAUGAGCAAGAUAGUUUUCAAAAAUCAACAUCAUGGUCACGGAGUGAUUCAACAUGUCUCGAUGUAACGAUUCCAUCCAUAUUCUAUCGAAUCGCGUCAGUUGGACAAGAUAAUCGUCUGUGCCUAUGGGAUAUUACUGAAGAUAUCUUGAAAUUCAUUCCUAAUAGUAAAAAAAAUUCUUCAUCAUAUCCAUCAAUACCCUCACCGUCAUCCUCCAAUGGCCAUGCAUCAUUAUCAUCCGACGCAACAGUGAACACUCAACCUGCGCCAAGCAAAACAUCGUUUUCAUCCUUAACAUCACGUCUUUCAUUUGUACGGAAUUCCAAUAAAGUUAACAAAUCUAUUGAUGAUACUCCUGACAUGUCCCUUUUGACAAUAGCCAAUGGAACGUCGAAGAAAUCUCGAAAGUCAUCUCUACUAUCCAGCACAUUGACCGGAUCGAAAUCAUCGUCGUCAAAACUACAAGCGAAUACUGAUGAUUCGAAUCAUGGUUCAUUGUCAACACUAACAAGCAAUCACAAUCAUUCGUCAUCGCGUCGAACGAAUUUCGAUUUAACUAAAAGUACAUUUGGAACUAAUCUAUGUCCGAAACUAGAUGAUAUACAAGUAAUUGAACCAGUUAUAACUGAAUUCAUUGCUCACGAACGUUUAAAUGGAAUUUAUUUCGGUGAAAACUACCUAGUGACAUCUUCACAAGAUGGAAUUAUCGCUAUUUGGGAAAAACCGCAAAAACUUCUAAGUAAUAAUAUCACUGAUGAUCGAACAACGAGUCCAACAACAUUCACUAACAGUAAUACUCAUUAUUCGACAGUUUCUCAACGAUUGUAA